Messenger RNA from Cimex lectularius (bed bug), 2470 nucleotides. RefSeq lists its product as uncharacterized. Bases 106 to 2391 code for a protein of 761 amino acids. NCBI's taxonomy places the organism in Eukaryota, Metazoa, Arthropoda, Insecta, Hemiptera, Cimicidae. Gene Ontology annotation, cellular component: endoplasmic reticulum membrane. The record is from RefSeq and is a predicted model, not a curated record. Gene Ontology annotation, biological process: triglyceride biosynthetic process. The transcript has 12 exons. Gene Ontology annotation, molecular function: diacylglycerol O-acyltransferase activity.
UAAUAUCAAGUAAUAGUUUCAUCGUACCAUCACCUCAUGUGUAAUCUCAGUUUUAAACUGGCCCAGCGUGAAAACCGGGCAAAAUCCUGACACUGCGUUAAAAAGAUGGGAUUGGUAAAAUCGAGAGUUGUCACAAAAAUGGAGCACGCCUUAAAUGCCCUGGGUACAUGUGGUGUUUUAAAUAUGUUUUAUCUCGGACCAUUUGAGAGCGUUUUACUCACUGUGGUUCUUUUACUCUCACCACUCUGGCCUCUCAUGAUCUUAUACCUCCUAUGGAUUUACUAUGACAGAGAAACACCCCAAAAGGAUGGAAGGAGGGUAAAAUGGAUCAGACAGUUGCCAAUGUUCCAGAGGUUCAGAAAUUACUUUCCUCAAAAGAUUAUCAAAACGGCUGAUCUGUCGCCAGAGGAGAAUCACAUGCUAUGUGUAUUCCCUCAUGGUAUUCUUUGCACAGGAGCUUUAUCACAGUUCACAAGUGAAAAUCCCGCUUUUGAAAGCCUAUUCCCAGGUAUAGAAAUUAGCUGCCAUACUCUAAACUCUAAUUUUUGGUUUCCAUUUUCAAGGGAGUAUGUCAUGGCAAUCGGCUUGACUGCUGUGUCUAAAGAAGCGCUUGUUUACCAAUUGAGCAAGCCGAAAGGGCGUGGUGUAGCUUUGGUUGUUGGUGGGUCUGCUGAAGCCAUGAUAAGCAGUCCUGGGACCCACCGAAUAAUUCUUAAGAACAGAAAAGGCUUUGUAAAACUUGCAAUCACAACUGGAACUAAUUUGGUGCCGAUAUACAUCUUUGGUGAGACAGAUCUGUACACAAAUUACAUGUUCCCUGAAAAUUCGAUCAUCUACAAAGCACAAGAAGCUUUCAGAAAAUUCACAGGUGUCGCACCUGUGUUGGUAAACGGUGGAGGCAUUUUCCAGCCCUAUUUUGGUCUCUUGCCCCGUCCUUAUCCAGUCUUUAUGGUUGUCGGAAAGCCCAUUCAUGUAGAGAAGAAGGAAAACCCUUCAAGGGAAGAUGUGAACAACCUGCACAAUGUGUUCAUUCAGGAAUUAGUCAAUUUGUUCGAGGAGCAGAAGUACAAAUAUUUAGCCAAGCCAGAGAGUGCUCAUCUUAGUAUUGAAGUCAUUUAUUCUGAAGGCAGAUUGCCUCAGUUUACACCAAGAGAUAAGGGCUGUAAGAGUCUGUUUAGUAGAACAGUGAUCAGAGAAUUCUUCUAUCUUAUAAUCUUGUUUACAGUCAAGCAACAACAACUUCUCAAUACAUAUCAGUGUUCGACAUAUCCGCUGGUUAGGUAUAUCAAAUAUUUACACAUUGGGAUUCCUCCACCCAACCCAAUACAAUUCCAAAUAUCCAUUUUCCAUUUUUAUGUUAAGCGGAAAAUGGAGGUUUUUGGAAUAAAGUUUGCACCUUUAAAUGUACCUUUAAAAAGGCGUGUUGAAACUAUGUGUGCCCUCUUAUGGAUUUGUACCCUUACACUAGGGACAUUUAUAGGCUUCGGGGCAAUGGCCUAUUUGAUUUUUUUUACAAGAUAUUAUGUGUUGGCGAUGAUGUACAUAUUCUGGAUAUUUGUGGACAGUGAGACAUGCCACAAUGGUGGAAGGAGAUCAAAUUUUUGUAGAAAGUGGAAGUGCUGGAAGCAUUUCUGCGAAUUUUUCCCUCUAAAGCUUGUUUAUAAAUGUGACCUUCCGAAUGACAAAAAUUAUCUUUUUUGUGUGUACCCUCAUGGGAUUUUGUCAGCUGGAGCUUUCGGUCAUUUUGCCACAGAUACAUCAGAAUUUUCCAGUUUUUUUCCUAAACUGAAGACCCACCUGGCAACUCUGGAUAUGCACUUCAAUGUCCCGUUUUUCAGAGAACUUAUCCUUGGUUUGGGGUUUGUGCCAGCUUCAAAGGAGUCGAUUAAAAACGUAUUAAGUUCAGAGAAAAAAGGAAAUGUCCUAGCACUAAUUGUUGGAGGUGCUUCUGAAGCAUUCAAUGCAGUACCAGGCACUUAUAGAAUAAUACUAAAAAAAAGAAAAGGGUUUAUAAAAAUGGCCUUAAAAACUGGAGCCCCUUUGGUUCCUGUAUUUUCUUUCGGCGAGACUGACAUAUACGACCAAGUCCCAAAUCCACCAGGGUCUACCAUCAGGGCAAUUCAAAGUUGGUUAAAAAGUAUCACCGGUAUCGCUCCAUGCAUACCGAUCGGAAGAGGGAUCCUCCAGUACUCCUUUGGUCUAAUUCCGAGAAGAUGUCCAGUCACCACAGUCAUUGGUGAACCAAUUGAAGUACCUCAUAAUGUGUUUCCUGAACAAGAACUUAUAGACAAAUACCAUGAUAUCUACACAAAAUGCCUUAUUGCAUUAUUUGAAGAGUACAAGCAUAAGUACAUAAAAAGUCCAGAAAAUACCCACCUGAUUAUUGAAUAGACUGCAAAAAAUUAACAUUAGAAGUAGUAAAUGAUUGAAAUUUUAUAUAUUUAUGUAAUAAAAUAAAUAUAUUAAAUAU